ACCGAGAGAGGGGCGGAGACACGGGGUUUAUUUGCAUAGCGGCCCGGCGCGUGCGACGCGGGGAGGCGGCGUUGGCGCCCGGAGCGGGUUCCCAGUUUGAAUCCGCGGCGGCGGCCGCUGCUGGGGCGGGAGCUGCCGCGGAACCCGAGGGCGCAGAAAGGUAUGAAGGAGAGUAGUGCCGCACAUAUCUAGAAUUCCUUGGAGGGGAAGAAACCAAGCACAAAAAUCACUGCUGUUUGAUACGUGAUCUUGGUAUGUGACAUUACUCUGAGAGAUUGACCUAUUCACACAAAUUUUUAAAUUUCUAACAACUUACAUCAAAAUUGCUGUGGAGGAUUUCAACUGAAAACUGCUUUUUAUGAACCACGACUUGAAAGGGCUAAGAUGGAUAGCACAGAGGAACCUCAGAGAAAAGUCUUUAAAGCACGAAAAACAAUGAGAGUAAGUGAUCGGCAGCAACUCGAAGCUGUCUAUAAGGUUAAAGAGGAGCUGUUGAAGACAACUGAAGUGAAACUGUUAAAUGGAAAACAUGAGAAUGGAGAUUCUGAUAUAAAUUCCCAUUUAAGCAAUACAGACUGUACAGAAGACAAGAAAGAAAUUAAUGGUAUGGUUGACUUGUGUGUUAACUCUGAAGAAAGAAGAGCAGCUUGUGAUGAAAUUAAUGAGACCAAAAGCCCUGAAAGUAGGGAAGAAAACAUAGUCAAUGACAUAGAAUCCAAACCUUUAAUGCUGUCUUCAGAAAAUAUUACUCCAGAGCAAGCUAAAGAUACUGACAUUGCAGUAAAAUGUGAGGCUGAAAAUGGAGUUGGUAGCAGUAAAGAUAACUUCCAUGAAGAAAAUAAUAAAAAAGAUCAUUUGGACCAAAGAAAGAAUGAUAUCCCAUUAGAAGGUGAAAGUAAAUCAAUUGGUGAUAUUAGUGACUCUUCUGAACAGAAGGGAGAAACAAAUGACUUACCUGUUAAUACCAGUUCAUCUGGUGAGGGAAGGAGGACUGAAGAUGUAAGUGUUGAAGAGACUGUUGGAGAAGCAGCCAUCUCUAGCAGUAUGGAAGCUGACCUGGAAAAACAAGAAGGCAGUGCAGAACUUCCAGAAACCACUGUUUCGAAGACAAUAGAUGAGCCAAGUGAAAGUAUCUUGGACAAUACUGACUGUAUGGAAACAGAUGACAUUAUUCCAAUUCUGGAAAAACUAGCCCCUGCUGAAGAUGAUCUGAGCUGUUUUGCUAAAAGUUCUCUGCUUCCAGGGGAUGACUCAGUCCCAGAUUUAGAAGAAAAAAUAGACAGUUGUUUGGGUUCACCAUCCAAGCAGGAAAGCAAUGAAAGUCUGCCAAAAGAGGCUUUCUUAGUACUGUCUGAUGAAGAGGAUCCCUGUGAUGAGAAGGAGGAACAUGUUGAAGGGAUACUACCAAACAAGUCAAGUCUUCCAGAAGAGGUGGAGGGGGAGAAAAAAAAGGAGUGUGAAGAUAAAGAGGAAGAGGCCCACAAAGAAGAAGAUAAACAAAUAGAAAAAAGAAUUCCUCAUGAGGAGUUGUAUCUAAUUGUUCCAGGUGAAGCAUCAAAAAGAAAGCGUUCCAAAUCUGAGGACAUGGACAAUGUUCAGUCUAAACAUCGUCGGUACAUGGGAGAAGAUUAUGAAGCAGAACUCCAAGUAAAAAUUACAGCCAGAAAGGAUGUUGACCUAAAAUUACAAAAGAUUAUCCAGAGACUGUUAGAAGAAAAACUUACCGCUUUACAGUGUGCGGUAUUUGACAAGACUCUGGCAGACUUGAAAAACCGAAUGGAGAAAGUAGAAUGCAACAAGAGGCAUAAAAAUGUGCUUACUGAAAUGCAGGCUAAAAUUGCAAGAUUGACAAAGCGGGUUGGAGCAGCCAAGGAGGACUUGAAGAAGAGACAGGAAAAUGUGGCAAAUGCACCUGUAUCUCCAGGGAAAGCAGCCCCUGACACUGCAAACGUGAACAAUGCCACGUAUCGAAAUGCUGGCACAGUGAGGCAAAUGCUGGAGUCAAAGAGGAAUGUAGGAGAGACCACACCAGCAACUUUUCAAGCUCCUGUGAAUCCAGUGCCUGCUUCGAGUCUUGCUGCUUCUCCAGCAGUUGUCAGUGGACAUCCUAAGCUUCAGACUCCAGUGUCCUCCACCAGCUCUUUGACAACAGCAGUGCUUCCCACAGCUAACACGGCUACGGUUGUAGGCACUAACCAAGUGCCCACUGGCAGCACUCAGUCAGUGUCUGUCUCACUGCAGUCUUUGCCCGUAAUCCUGCAUGUACCUGUGGCAGUAUCGUCCCAGACGCCGCUCCUGCAAAGCCACACAGGGACUUUGGUCUCUAACCAGCAGUCAGGCAACGUUGAAUUUAUAUCUGUACAAAACUCAUCUACAGUUGGUAGCCUUACCAAAACUACAGUGUCUUUGGCAUCAACUAACACAACUAAACCAAAUAACAUCCCACAUGUGCCCAGUCCUGGCAUUCAGAGGAACCCUACACCCAGUGCUGGGUCAAUAAGCACAACAUUGGCAGUACAGGCUGUUCCUACUACUCAUCCUGUUGCUCAGACCACAAGGACUUCUUUGCCCACAGUGGGUACUCCAGGACUUUAUAAUGCAGCCACCAGUCGACCGCCCCUACAGAUGAAGAUUCCUCUCACUGCGUUUAAUAGUACAGCUCCUACUGAACCACCCACCAUUGCAGCACCCAAGAUUGAAAACCAGACCAACAGGCCAUCAACAGAUACUUCAGCAAACAAGCGACCUGCUGAGGGAACAACACAGCAGUUGAAACAGGAAGAGACCUCAUCAGAAAAUAAAGACGCAGUAGAAGGAGCACAGACGAAUUUUAACUUCCCUGAGGAUGUCCUCUUUGGCUUGGAGGAAGAGGAAGAGGAUGCUAAGAGCAUCAAAAACACCCACAAGCAGACUGGCUGGGCAGCUAACCUAUUAAAACAGUGGCUGGCCAAAAAUGGCAAGGAUCCUAGCUUUGAAUUGGUCCCAAGCGGGAAGUUCACAGGAAGUGAAACAGGAGGUGUCAUUGAUCUUACACUGGAUGAAGAGGAUGACAGCUGUUCUCAAGAUGGCAAGAAGCAGAAGCAGAACCAGAGCCAGGCACCUGUGACAGGACUGAGCAUACCUACCCAGCCCUUGACUCGACCCCUGCAGCCUUUGCCACCUUUGCAGCCAAGCCCUGUGCAGCAGCCAGGUGUGACAACAAGUGGCCCUUCCCAGACCACCAUCCAUGUAUUACCCACAGCUUCGACAACAGUGAAUGUAACUCAUCGGCCUGUGGCUCCAGCUGUUCCCAAGCUUCCUAUCCCAAGAACCCCUGGUAAUCAUCAGGUGGUCUAUACCACUAUUCCUGCACCACCGGCUCAGAAUCCUGUAAGAGGAGCUGUCAUGACCAGCCCAGGGUUAAGGCCAGUCACCCCACAGACUGGAGGUGUGACCGUGAGAAUGCCUCAGACAACCUACGUGGUGAACAACGGGCUGGCUCUGGGCUCUGGAGCGCCUCAGCUCACGGUGCACCAUCGACCGCCACCAACGCACACUGAGCCACCACGCCCCAUACAUCCCGCCCCACUUCCAGAGGCACCACAGCCACCACGUCUGCCCCCUGAAGCUGCCAACACUUCUCCACCUCAAAAGCCACAGCUGAAGCUGGCCCGGGUACAGAGCCAGAAUGGGAUUGUGCUGUCAUGGAGUGUGAUGGAGGUGGACCGGAGCUGUGCCACUGUGGACAGUUACCACCUGUAUGCCUACCACGAGGACCCCAGUGCCACCAUGCCCUCGCAGUGGAAGAAGAUCGGGGAGGUGAAGGCGCUGCCGCUGCCCAUGGCGUGCACUCUGACACAGUUCGUGUCCGGCAGCAAAUACUACUUUGCAGUCCGGGCUAAGGAUAUCUAUGGACGCUUCGGACCCUUCUGUGACCCCCAGUCCACAGAUGUGAUCUCUUCCCAGAGCAGUUAAACUAGAGCUCUUUGGACCCUUUAAACCUGUCCUGCUAUCAAGAAUUACCCCAAUUUUGCGAGGAAUUGAUCCCAUGCAUGUAAUUCACCUUUAAAACCACUCUGUGGGAUUAUUUUAGACAGCUGUGUGAUACACUACAUGCAUUCAGAACCAAAAGAAAAAUAAAGUCUGAUCUGCAGCAAGAGAGCCUGUUUUUUCUAAGUAGUUCAUGUCAUUGGCCAUUUGAAAAUUUUUGUUUUCCUUCCAUGACAGGUGUUCUACCUAGGUACCUACUAUCCUUUAUCCAAGAGCAGCAUCCUGAAUGCCUGAGAUUCUGCUUCAAAGUGGAAACAAAAUAGUAAAUUGCAGUUUAUCUGAAGUAAAACAUACACAUCUGUGAUGUUUAUUGAGACAUCAACACAAGGGCAAGAAUGAUCUGCCUCUUGUCCCCCAGCAGUCUGUGAGCAGGCUGUGACAUGAAGGGUGAUACAAGGUCUUUUUUUGUACUGGUACAUUGAGUGAUCUGGUCUUACCUUGCAAACUGUAAUAAGCUCUCUGAGGGGAGGGAAGGGAAUGUGAGUCUGGCCAGGAACUCGUGUAAAUUUGGAGGUGCUGGGAAAAAAAAAUAAUAAAUCAUCCCACAAACCUCCUACCUCUUCUAAGUAAGAAUGCUCCUCUAUUUUCACUAUCCUCCCCUACUCACCCUGGGAGCAUUCCCUGAUCAGAUCUGAAACUGGAUUGUAAAGACUGCAUUCACACUUCUCUACUUCAGACUAUUUCUCUGCCCCUCCCCUCAUACAUCCAUCCCUAUUUUUUAGAUUUAUUUUGUGCCUUAAAGAAUAAUUUCAGAAAUAAAAUGUAGCCAGAUACCUUGUGCUGUUCUUUUAUUUGCUUGGAGUUAUUUUUCCCUUUACCCUUCUAGUCUUUUAUUAGUGCUUCUCAUUUUCCAGGCCUGCAGUAAUUACUAUUUCUGUAAAGACAAGAAAUUGUAACAUCUGCUGAUGGUGAAUUUGUUCUUACCUCCAGUAUCACUCAACCCUUUCCUUACUGUAAUUCUUGAGUAGUUGUUUUUGUCCUGUCCAGAAUAUUGAGUAUACAGACAUUAUUUUCCUCCAGAGAUUUUUCUGGUUCUUUUGGGAAAGCUGUAUGCUGCAAUUCAGCCAAAGAAGAAACCCCUGUGGCACAGUGCCAUGAAAGCUUCUACCUGUUUGCACUUGUUUGGAUGCUCACUGAGUACAAACGGAGGAGCUGGCCUCCCAGUGUGCUUCUCUCUCCCCUUACUUGCCUGCCCCUGCAGAAAGCAGACCACAACCAAGGGCAGUUAGAAGCCAUUUUAGACACUAACCUAAACCGUGUGAGCAACUGCAAAUGUUAAUAAUGCUUUCAUGAUGCUUCUGAGCUGAGAAAAAUUGGUGCAUCUCCUUGGCUGUCAUUGACACAUUAAAUUUGCUUUUUGCAGAACAAAACUGUAACGCACCUGGACAAGAAAGUAGAUGCAAGGUUUUCAUUUUGGCAAUUUUCAGUUGCAUUCCUGCCCAGCAGAACCAAACAGUGGGUUUAGAGGGGAAAGAUUUUUUUUUUAAUCCACUUCACCAUAUAGCAAAGCUGCAGAGUAUAACACUUCUUCAUUUCAAUGCUCUCUCUCAAAACCAACACAUUGAAGUGUGAAGCAAGAUUGAAGUGUCAAGAGAAGUUAAAUCUCCAAACAAGGCAGAUGAAAUACGCUAUGAGAUUAUGGGUUCUGUAGCUGUUGUUCUUUUAGAACCUUUACACUGAAAGAAAUGGCAGUGUAGACCUCUGUCUGGUUUACUGUGCUACUUAACGUAGCUGGGGGUGUCACUUCUCUCGGGUGGAUAUUCUCUGUAUGGAAACUUGCAUUUAAAGGUAUAGCAGUUCCUGCUGAUUUAGGCAAGCAAAAAUUCUGGCUAAAUCCAAGUAUCCUUAGAGAAGGUUCAUGCUGUGUAUGAACAAUGUGUAGCCUUUCCUUUGAACUGCAGUUGUCCCUGUAUUUCUGGUGCUAAUUAUCAAAAAUGCCUUGAACUUUUCUGUGUUUAAGUAAAUGUUUUGUUUGCUUAUUUCAAGGAAUAAUUACUUAAUAAUGCAUUUAGUCUAUUUAUGGAAAUAGACUAAAUUUGAGGUCUUAUAAAGAGCUCUGUAAUAGAGAUUAGAACAGUUCUUUCCAGUUGAUGGCUGUCAAGUCCUUGGACAAUUUUUUGUUAAUGUGUCUUUGAGGUGGUACCAAAGAGCCAUUGGCCGUAUCAGUACUAUGAAGUUUUACGGUUUGAAAGUUAAAAUAAACAUGAGGAUACAAUGUAGAACUUACUUCAUUUAUUUAGUUGUGAUUCCAGCCCAAACUAUAUGUGAGCUUUGUUACAGGUUAAGCUUCCAUUUAGAUAUCCCUUGUUUUUUAGGUUAGUCUCCUUUGGGAUAGGCAGGGAGUGUAAGUCCUGCAUUAGAGUAUUUUCUUUCCUCCAGUGGAGGUAUUAAUAUGGGAUGGUCUGUCAUUCCAUUUGGAGGUUUUGUGGGCUGCAUCAUUAGAGAAAGAAGACUCGUAUCAUGAGCUUGCUAACAAACACGAGUAGUGUUUAAUUCCUUACUUCACAGCAGUUUUUCCCAUGUAGUCGAGUAGCUGAUGGUUUUAUUAUCCUUUAUCUCUCAGAAAUAUUAAAAACUAUUAAGAAACUUUCUGCUAGCAACAAUCAAUCAGAAAGAAUUUGUUUCAUUUACAGACUUUAUUUGAAAGUAUUACCAAAAUAUUUGGCAACAUUCAGUACAGGUGUGUUAAUACUGUGAUUCUAGACUGGUCUCUUCAUUAAUGAAAAGUGUCAAUCGCUGAGGCCGUCCACUUUUAAAUAUGCUAAAAAAAUCUGUAUGGCUUUUAACUGGAAGUGUUUGGUUUGGUUUCUUCUCUGCACUUAAUGCAAGUUUUUCCAUCUUUCAAUAGCUUGGUGUCCUGACUCGUGUCUGAAUUCUGUGAUUUUGUUUUGCUGCUGCCUCUAAGUACAUGACAUUUCAGCAGUACCACCUUGGACUGAGUUGCCUGUCUUUUAGCAAACAUGGCACUGAUUACAGCUGUGGUUUUUUUCAUCCUCAUUUACUUUUUGGUGUGUUUUAGGUUUGGGUUGUUUUCUCUGUGUGAUACAAGGGCAUUUGUCCAGGUUGAAAGUGAUUUGUGGAGCUGUGGAGUGCUGAUGGCAGAAUGUUGUUCUGCAUUUCUCCUAGUUACAGCUUCACUGGCCUCUUAUGUUGCAGUAUGGCUAAAAAACUUCAUUGGAUACAAAAACAUAAAUGCUAUGAGGGGGCAGACUGCAGGUAUAGCAUCUGUACGGUCUCCAGUGUUGGCUUCAGAAAACACCAGGAUGCAGAUCUCUCAGCUUGUAAUUAUUUCCAUGCUCUAAGCAGCUUCCCUAGGCAUUGGUCUGACAUUGGUCCUUGGAAUUGUUUGUGCUGCCCUUGGCCGCGUUAGAUUACCGAGCACAAGCACUGAGACACCCAUUCCCAAGGUUUUUAGCACAAGGCUGGAAACAUCCAUGGAGUUCUCCCUGUAAAAUUAAGAGGUCUUACCCUGCUUCCUUUGAAAACAAAGGCAAAACCCCUCAGUCUUCACUGGGACCACAACUCAGCUCAGUAGUAGGACCUGAAUAUCAUUUUGUACUGUAACAGAAACAGCCACUUCAGCCCUUCCUGGAUGCUGUUCAUCUUAAAUGUACAGUAAAUAAAAAACAAUAUUAUAUGUAGGGAUAAGUCACAUCUGUUCCUGCUCCUGAGACAGCCAUUUCCCAGGAUGAGUAUUGCAUACACUGUACAAAAGCAAGCUGUGAUUCUGCCUUCUUAUACACCCUUUGAGUAUUCUCCUUUUGUCAAAAAUAUCUAUGCAGAUAUUUUAAAUAGAAGCAUGAUAUAUUGAAUAUAUAUUUUUUUAAUUUGUUGAAUUGGGUAGGGGUGGGCAUUGUAUGAAAAGACUGUAGGGAGAAGAGAUCAAAUGAGACUAAGCCAGCCCUGCCAUGCAAAUCUAUUCCCUUCCAAACGCCUUCUGAGAGGAGAAGGAAAAAAUUAACAAUAGCUAGGAGAAAGCAAAUCAGUGAUUUUUCUUUUUCAUCCCUUUUAAGUUAAAAAGGCAUCUUGCUCAUUAUCAUUACGCAGGCUGAGCAUUCUUCUCUUUUAUAUACAUAUGUCUAUAUAUGUAUGUAUAGAUGUGUGUGUGUAUAUACACAGACACAUAUAUAUAUAUUUGUACUGCUGUCUUAAAUUAAUAGGGUGCAGCUGUAAAUAAGAUAGCUGAGUAGUAGUUGUUCAGGAAUUCCUGUUCAGCUUUAGUAAUUUAUUGGCUAACGGAAGUCAAACGUGCAAAAUCCUUUGUUGGAAAACUCCAAAUUUGAUUUCUUGUUUUGUUUUCCACCUGGACUUGUAAAUACAAAAGAAAAAAUGUAGGACUGAUUUAAUGUCCAAUUUAAACUGGGCUGUUGCCACUUUCCCUGUUUUUGUAUGUACUGUAGAUUAGUGUGUGUCUGUGUUAACUGUAGUGGGGUUUUGUCUGACAAGCCUGGAAUUUAUACUUUGAAAUAAAACUACUGGGUUUUUAACAGUUUGAGUCAUUUGUGCUUAGUUCCUGACACCUCAGUAGGCAACUCUCUCAAAAAAGAGCCCAGAGCCCAUGCUCCUCCUCAUUACAGGUGUUACCACUUGCUCAAGCUAGAUUGAGCAGCAGGAGUUUGGCCCUUGGUCAUUCGCAGGAAGUCAGCUGCAUAGUGCUGCCCUCACAGAACCAAAAAAACCAAAGCAAGGCUGUAACUUCUGCAAAGUUGUCUUCCAUGCAUUUCUGCAAAGUGUGGACAGACAGAAUAAAGUGACUUGCACCCCACAGUUGCCCCAAAUGAAUACAGGAAUGCAAAUCCAGAUGCUGGUGCUGCUCUCCUUGCCCUCCAAGAUGCUGGGUUUGAUCUCUGAAGCAAUGAUCAUUCUUUCAGCAAGAUGCAAUGGAUAAAGUACCGGAGUUUUUCAGAGCACCCUUCAAGCAUGGGGGCCCACUCACCUGGCCAGGGAGCAGCUGCUGUGCUCAGCACGAAGUGCAUCACUCUGAUUAUUAUCAGGCAUAAUGAAAUCAGGAUUAAUAAAAGCGUGUUUCAGCGCAGGCAUCAUGAAGGACUCUGCCUCCUACCCAGCUGCUUUAAGGGUAGAGGCCAGGAACAGCAACUUGUUUUGGACCAAUAAACAGCUGGACUAGAAGGCAGUCUGGGAAAAUUUACUUCUUGGACCCAGCUACCAAAUUGUAGAGAACUCAAAGUCCUUAGAACAUGGAGUUACUGACAUGCCUACCCUGAGUUAGUGCUGAGCCCGUACUUCAAGGGCAUAUAAUUAAUUUGUGAUGGUAAUAAUUAGUUUCCAUGCACUUACUAAAAUUUUCUUCAAGUCACUGACCAGAAGAUGAUGGACUCGUGUGAAGUGAUGCCUCAGCACAAUCCCACUUGAAAGUCCUGAGUUUCUCAAACUGCCUAUUUAGACUAAGAGGUAUAUGGAUGGCACAUAGUGCAGAACCUAUGUUUUAUCAUCAAAUACAGCUUAGCUACUCUGCUCAAGCACUGCAGUAAUUGUAGUUCCUGCUAAGUAAAGCAAAGUGAGAAUGUGAACGUGUGAACUCACUUUGCUGCAGGGUAGCUCUGGCACACACUCCAUAGUAGGUCUGGAAAGAAGUGCUACAGCCCCAGAGAAGAAUGUACCAAGAGCAAAGUCCAUUUCUGCACACCACUGCUGCUUCUGCUAAGGAAACUGAAAAAACCCAGCAGUCAGCUGAGAAUCAAAUGUGAGCCAGCAGCACUGUCCAAAGGACAGCAAAGGACUGCUAUUGGUUUGUCCUGAAGUACUGUGCAGUCUGGCCUAGGCAGGCUGAUAAGACCUUGCCCAGGUGUCUCCUGCUACAGAGAGAGGAUGCUGUGACAGACUGUGGCCCCUGUUAGACCUGGGGCUGUAGAGGGUAUGACCACUAGAACUAGGAGGGAUGAGUUUGCUACUGAAUUUCAGAAAAGGGGGAUGGGAAAGCAUGUGCAAGCUUGCAUUUAGAUGUGACAAUUCUGACCGUCCUCCUGAGAGGAAUCAUUUCCUCUAGGCAUUGACUGAAGAGGAUUUUUUCAUUAUGGCAAGAGAGAUUUUAUCACAACCACCUCCCACUUCCAUCUUCCCAACUAGUCCCUCUAGCCAAAUCUAGAAACAAGAGUCAGAAGACACAGGACUUGGAAAAAACCUGGAAGCAGGGUACAAAAAAGGUGGCAACUUCUGCCACAAAUCCUCUGCUUAGAGUAUACCUUCCUUUUUUUUAUUCCAAGUGGGGUCUGGGGAAGGAAAUAAGAUACUCAAAGAGACCUUUAAAUUCAUGCAGCUGCCUGUCAGUUCUUUUGCACCUGCCUACAGGGCCAUGCAACCCUAUCAAAGCCUCCUCUGGUCCCUGAUGCAGCUGUGCAGGGAAGAGGAGUUGGACCCAGCUGCUGUGGUCAGGACUGGCAAAUGAAUCCUGGCUUGCCUGGCAAUAAAGGAAGCACAAAGGACAGCACAGCAAGAGGAAUGCAGCGGCCUUUAGCAGCACAACCAUAGGCAAAAAAACAGUCACAGUCACAUGGAUUGGAGUCCUAAGACUCACAUAAAUAGUAAAAUAAAUACUUUACUAUUUAGUGUUUAUUUAGUAAGUAAAUACAGAAAGGGACUCUCAAAAAUGGAGCUGUUUUCCCACAACUCAGGGUUGGAGCAUAAAGCAGGUCAUACCUUAGAGUAGGAUGCUCAAGGUGAGAGAAAGGCAGAGCUGCCAUUUCCAGGCCUAUUUGUCAUGUCAUGGACAGGCCACAGGUGCCACACAGCUCCACACCCUCCAGGUGGAAGCAUCUAGCUGUGCCCUGGGUAGAGAACACUGUUCAACUGCAGUAAUCCAUUGGAAAUGUCCUGGUUCCUGGGACCAACUCUUAAACAGUACUUCUCCAUUUGUAUUUUUAUAUAAAACUGUGCAAAAAAGCACCUACCUCCUACCUCAGCAAACAAAUUACUUCAGUCCCUUCAUGGACUUUUCAUCAACAACAGCUUUGCUGUAACUUCUGGUCUCCCUCUUCCCUUGGCAAAAAUCACCCUUACUGUGACAGCCAAAUAUUUAGGUAGAACCUCACCCAUAUUGCAGUAACAUGCUCCCUUCCCCAUCACACAAGCUAAACUCUAGAGGCUUCAUUAAAACCUCACACUGUUCAUCCUUCUUCACCUUCCUAAGACAGGGCAGUGCUGUGCACUAUUUAGCUUGGACCAUUCAAAGACAUGAGGAAAGAGCUGUUUAUUUUGUUUUACUUAAUUAUACAUAGAACAUCUAGCACAAAACAGCCCAGUGACUCAAUUUCUCGAUGUAAAUACAGGUAACUAAGAGUAAUGUGCACAGCCCCGGCCCUCACAGCCAUUUCACUGUCACAUUCCCCUGUCACAUCCGAGAGUGCAGGCAAAGAUGGCACCAAGCAACUGCAUUCCAAGGGCUCAUCCAUUCCAAGAGAGAGAUCCCUUGUAAGAGAUCCAUUGCAUCACAUUUCUGUCCCUGCAGCCUGGGGUGGGGGCACUUCCAAAGCAUCAGGCUGCUUCCCUUCAUCCUCUUUUGCAGCCUGACAUUGCCAGAUGCUUUGGCCACACAAAGCAAGUCUUGACACUGAAUGCCACUGAAAGCCACAUCCUGUACAGAACAAACUGAUCUGACAUGGAGAACACACGCUUGAUGGGAAGCAACUUGCAGCACACUACUCAGACAAAAGGCAGACAUCAAACCAGCACUAAGAUAAGGCCUUCAUGGCCCAAAGCAUGGCCAACCAUGCUUGGCCCAGCCCUGGAGACAGGUCCCAUGUUGCUACUGGAAACAGAUCACUCCCACUGGUGGCAUUGCUCCUCACUCCUGCUCUUGGAACAGCUGUGAUGAUGGCUCAGAUCAACAGAAAGCAGUGCCACCUGCUUCUCAUCAAUCCUAGUCAGAAGAAGGGCCACCCAAACAGCUCAGAAGAAAGGAACAUGCCUUGGGCUACAGUGAAGCAGCCAGUAUCAAUACAAAGUGCCUAGCAGGCAGGACAUGGGAAGGCAGGUAUAAGGCACAGGGAUGUGGACAUUCAGGUUGAUUUAUUACACAAGAAUAAAAUUUCCAUUAAAAAAAAAAUCAUCCACUUGUGGAUACUGACGCUAGUUUUACAGGAUC
Messenger RNA from Poecile atricapillus (Black-capped chickadee), 12130 nucleotides. RefSeq names its product activating transcription factor 7-interacting protein 1-like. Gene Ontology annotation, cellular component: nucleus; transcription regulator complex. Gene Ontology annotation, molecular function: protein binding; transcription coregulator activity. The record is from RefSeq and is a predicted model, not a curated record. The coding region runs from base 385 to 3954 and encodes 1189 amino acids. NCBI's taxonomy places the organism in Eukaryota, Metazoa, Chordata, Aves, Passeriformes, Paridae. Gene Ontology annotation, biological process: regulation of DNA-templated transcription. The transcript has 19 exons.